Molecule: messenger RNA, 2058 nt
Organism: Oncorhynchus nerka (sockeye salmon)
Lineage: Eukaryota; Metazoa; Chordata; Actinopteri; Salmoniformes; Salmonidae
Product: molybdate-anion transporter-like
Exons: 3
Coding region: 172-1623 (483 amino acids)
Biological process (GO): molybdate ion transport
Cellular component (GO): membrane
Molecular function (GO): molybdate ion transmembrane transporter activity
Source: RefSeq, a predicted model, not a curated record
CGGAGCUAUCUCCUCUUCUUACUCGUAGUUAAAUCACUUUUAAGCCCUACUUUAAUUUUAAAGUGGCAUGGAGCAUGUAUCAAACAAGAUGCCUUUGACUGAGCCACAACGGAUAAGACAGGAGUGAAGAGACCUCCCCGCCCCUAACAGUCACACUUGGACAAACCCAUCAUGUUGGUGACAGCCUACCUGGCCAUGGUGGUCCUACUGGUGCUAUGUGUCGGACUGGAGCUAACGGCACGUCGCCUCACCCCACCUCAACCCACCCCCUCUGCCAUGGGCACCAACCCUGCCUUCCGUAGGUUCCAGACCGUGUUCCUCCGAGGCUACCUCUUAGCCUUGUCGGCUGACUGGCUGCAGGGGCCAUACCUCUACAAGCUCUACCGCCAUUACAGCUUCCUGGAGUCCCAGAUAGCCAUCCUGUAUGUCGUUGGCCUGGCCUCCUGUGUGCUGUUUGCCCCCGUGGCUAGCUGGCUUCCUCAGGUCCUGGGGCGGAGACGGACCUGCCUGCUCUUCUGCGUGGCCUACUCAGCCUGUUGCCUCACCAAGCUGUCCCGUGACUACUUUGUCCUGAUCCUGGGUCGUGUGCUAGGAGGCCUGUCCACCUCUUUGCUCUCCACAGCCUUCCAGGCCUGGUACAUGCACCGACAUGUUGACGUCCACGACUUCCCUAAAGAAUGGAUCCCCAGUACCUUCACCAAGGCUGCUAGCUGGAACCACGGGCUAGCGAUGGGGGCUGGGCUGGUGGCUAACAUGUUGGCUGAGUGGCUCCACCUGGGGCCUGUGGCGCCCUUCCUCCUGGCCGUGCCCUGCCUUGGGGCCUGUGGCUGGGUGGUGCUGACUGAUUGGGGCCUGGAGGAGAAGGAUGGAAGCCUGGAAGGGGACAACAAGAAGCCCUUGCUCGGUCCUUCUAGUUCAGCACCUCUGGCCCGGGCUUCUGCACGGGCCCGGUUCUGGCGCAGCUGUCAGGAAGGCCUCCGCUGUCUCUUAUCAGACAGACGGGUGAUGCUUCUAGGAGGAGUCCAGGCUCUAUUUGAGAGUGUCCUCUAUAUAUUCAUCUUCCUGUGGACCCCCGUCCUGGACCCCUAUGGCCCUCCGCUGGGCAUGGUCUUCUCCUGUCUGAUGGCAGCCAGUAUGGCGGGGUCCCUGCUCUACCGCCUGGCCACCUCCACCCGCUACCGCCUUCAGCCUGGGCACCUCCUCUGCUUCUCCAUGCUGCUUGCCUUUUUCUCCUUCUUCAUGCUCAUCUUCUCCACUGCACCGGGCCAGCCCAGACCCCGCGAGUCCCUGCUGGCCUUCCUGCUGCUGGAGCUGGCCAGUGGCCUCUACUUCCCUGCUGUCAGCUUCCUCCACGGGAGGGUGAUCCCAGAGGAGAAGAGGGCCGGGGUGCUGGUCUGGUUCAGGCUGCCUCUGCACCUUCUGGCCUGCCUGGGGCUACUGGCGCUCCACAGGGAGGUGUCGGGGACCGGAGGGGGCGAGGGCGGUAGUGGAACCAGGCAUAUGUUUGGUGGUUGUGCUGUUUUGAUGCUAGCUGCACUCUUGGCUGUGGUCAGUCUCUUUACACUGGGAAGGAACGAUGUGGAUCUCAGACUGGAUGGGCCCAAAGGAGAGGGAGAUAAUUGACAUUUAGAUUCAGAAAACUGAACUGUCCCAACAUUGGGCAAUGCCAUGGAGGAGGAGGACUAGGAAUACACUUACUGCUUUGUUUACAGCGAUGAAGACUUGUUUGGGAACUGAACAACUUUUGUAUGACUGAAAACUGAAGCUUAAUCAACAUAGGAGUUGCAAAUAUAAGACAAUGAUUUAAAAUAAUCUGGUGUUGGUAAGGUAUAUAUUUUUUGUUGCAAGAUUUCCUGAUAUUUAUUGAUUUUAAUUUUGUUAAGACUAGCAAAUAUCUUGUUAGAUUGUUGAGUAUAUGAAGAAAAUGUGUUUUUAUUUGGAUUUAUUAUGUGGCGGUCUGCAUCUUCUCAAGGGGUUGGGUUAAAUGCAGAAGAUACACUUUGGUUGAAUGCAUUCAGUUGUGCAACUUACUUAUUUCUUUAAACACACACACUCUGA